AUGGGAAAUAUAAAACAGCCAUUGUGCGACAGUCGAUUUUUCAAAAGCCAAAGAGAUAAAGACUGUAACAGAAUGACUGAGAGACAAGUAAGAUAAUGCGGUUGAUAAUCAGGCUUCGGUAAAGUGCCAUCCUCCAAGCCACCGGCUGGCUCCGUAGGAGUGCCUUUUCAAGUCGGCUAUCUGCAUGAGCUCCUGCCUCAUUACCAUGUGCAUCUCUGGACAGCUUCCUCCCAGCUUCAGCUUGCCCCCCUUGCCAUACUCCCACCAGCUGGAGAGAGCAAAGUCAACCCAACUUUCUUCAAAUCCCAAACUUCCACAAAACUGCCAGCCGCAGAGCUCCCAGCAUCUCCCAGGGCCCCAGAGAGCAAAGCGCUCGAGUCCAGCCUCACCCACACCUGCUUUUCCCAGUGACUGGCCCAGCACGAGGUUCACAGCGGUGGGCAACUCCACACACUGUCGUCUCUUUCAGUGGGCGAGCUCCAUGAACGUUCUUGAGGUUGUCCUUGGGCGAUUCCUAUUAGCAGGCUGGAUAUUCCAUGGGGAUGGCUGGGCACAUUUUCCUGAGGAUUGGGCUGGUGGCGACCACGCUGUGCACAGCUACGAGUAUUACGAUGAGGAAGAGCCCAUCAGUGCCGCACCUACCCACGCCGACAAUCCUGACUGGUACUACGAAGAGGACGAUGCCUGCCAGCCCAACCCCUGUAAACACGGCGGGGACUGCCUCACCGACGGGAGGACCUUCACGUGCAGCUGCCUGGACCCUUUCUCUGGGAGCAGGUGUCAGAACGUGCAAAACAAUUGCAAGAACAACCCGUGUGGCCGGGGCCAUUGUCUCAUUACCCAAAGUCCUCCGUACUACCGCUGUGCCUGCAAACACCCUUACAUGGGUUCACGCUGUUCCAUAGUGGCUCCCGUGUGCAGGCCAAACCCCUGCCAGAACGGCGGCACCUGCUCCCGGAAUAAGCGGAGAUCCAAGUUCUCCUGCUCCUGUCCCGACCACUUCCGGGGCAGAUUCUGCGAAAUAGGUCCUGAUGACUGCUAUGUCGGCGACGGCUCCUCUUACCGAGGGCAAGUGAGUACGACAGUCAACCAGCGCACGUGCCUUCACUGGAACUCCCCCCUCCUCCUGCGGGAGAAUUACAACGUGUUUAUGGAGAAUGCUGAGGCCCAUGGCAUUGGGGAGCACAACUUCUGCAGAAACCCAGAUGGAGACCAGAAGCCCUGGUGCUAUAUUAAAGUUAGCAGUGAAAAGGUGGAAUGGGAGUACUGUGAAGUCUUGGCCUGCUCAGCCCAAGACAUCGCCUACCCAGAGGAAAGCCUGACUGAGCCCUUGGCCAAGCCUCUGGUGUUUGACUCCUGCGGGAGGACCGAGACAGCGGACAGUCCUAUCAAGAGGAUCUAUGGAGGCUUCAAGAGCACAGCGGGCAAGCACCCGUGGCAGGUGUCGAUCCAGACCGUCUCCAGGCCCCAGGGCCACUUCUGCGGGGGGUCACUGAUACACCCCUGCUGGGUGCUCACUGCCGCCCACUGCACUGAAGAAAAAGCUAGAUAUCUAACAGUGGUGCUGGGAGACCAGGACCUGAAGAAGACAGAAUUCCACGAGCAGAGCUUCAGGGUAGAGAAGAUAUUCAAACAUGGCGACUACCAUGAAACAGAUGAGAUUCCCCACAAUGAUAUUGCUUUGCUCAAGUUAAAGCAAGUGGAUGGUCACUGUGCUCUGGAAUCCAAAUACGUGAAGACCGUUUGUCUGCCGGAUGGUCCCUUUCCCUCUGGGACCGAGUGCCACAUCUCGGGCUGGGGUGUUACAGAAACAGGGGUAGAGUCCCGCCAACUCCUGGAUGCCAAAGUCAAGCUGAUCACCAACGGUCUGUGCAACUCCCGCCGACUCUACAACCACCUGAUCGAUGACAGUAUGAUUUGUGCGGGAAACCUUCAGAAACCCGGGCGAGACACCUGCCAGGGGGACUCCGGAGGCCCCCUGACCUGUGAGAAGGACGGCACCUACUACGUCUAUGGCAUCGUGAGCUGGGGUCUGGGAUGUGGGAAGAAGCCAGGGGUGUACACUCAAGUGACCAAGUUCUUGGAUUGGAUCAAGGCCACCAUCCAAAGGGAGAGUGGCUUCUAAGGUCCUGUCUUCUGAACCUUGGAGCCCAUUCUCCUCCCAGCCAGAUAAGGGGAAGCCUCCAGGGCAGCCACAGACACCCCUGGGAGCAUCCAGGAGGCCACGCAGUGAAGAGUCCAUGCACUAAGCAGAGAUGACGCGGCCUGGGCCUUCCUGGACCAACAUCUGCACCAUCUGCCUUCCCGGGUAACCCAAGGAACGAUGGAACCCACACAAAUACAUUAUGUCUGCUGCCCUUGAAAUAACUGUACCUUCUAGAAAAUCAGUGUUCACAGAGACUGCCUCCACCUGGGACAUUUGCAAACGCGGACUACAGAUUGCCCAGCACCAGUGGGAGUCACCUGUGCACCUUUAUUCCCCAUCCCAGACACUCGAGGUACUGAACAGAACCAGCCAACCACGUCUCGGUAUCCGAGAGAGAACCAAAAACACAACAUUCUCCAUUUGCUUUCAGAGUUGUUACUUUAAUAAAGGCAAAUCUGGGUGGGCUCGUGGGCCGUUUUCACAGCUCGCCCAAACCAAAGCCAUCUACAGCAUGUCUCUGGCGCGCAAACGUCCUCUCCGCUGGCUUCUCUCUCAAAAGAAUCAGGGUG
Messenger RNA from Propithecus coquereli (Coquerel's sifaka), 2715 nucleotides. RefSeq names its product hyaluronan binding protein 2 (gene HABP2). Bases 185 to 2125 code for a protein of 646 amino acids. NCBI's taxonomy places the organism in Eukaryota, Metazoa, Chordata, Mammalia, Primates, Indriidae. Gene Ontology annotation, biological process: proteolysis; blood coagulation. Gene Ontology annotation, molecular function: serine-type endopeptidase activity; calcium ion binding. The transcript has 12 exons. The record is from RefSeq and is a predicted model, not a curated record.